CUUGCCGAACACUCAUGAACUUUUGGAUCCUCGUGCUCUUUGUGAUUUCAAAGUGUAGGAAAAAUCGCGUAAAACUUUUGUUUUGGUGGAAAUUUCCAAAAUUUAAGUAGUACGAUUGAAGUUAAAGUUCUCGUCGAGUAAAUGGUGUAAAUUUUACAGAAUGGAUACACUUGUCGAAGACGAAACUAACAGGUUGCAAUGGCCAGACUAUCUUGUGAUUGGCGCAAUUAUGUCGAUCUCUGUCAUGAUCGGACUCUACUAUCGAUUCAGCGGUGGUCGACAAAGUACUGCAGCGGAAUAUUUCUCCGCGGACAACUCAUUAGGUGUCUUGCCCCUCUCGAUCGCCAUGAUGGCCUCCCACAUAUCAGGAAUUACUAUGCUCGGAAUGAGCGGGGAAUCUUUCAUCCGCGGCAUGAUCGUUGUAUUAAUGUAUACUACUGGCCUUUUCAUCGUGCCGAUCAUAGCCCUUUUUUAUCUGCCAGUCUUCUUCGAGGUGAAGGUCGUAAGCAUCUAUGAGUAUUUAGAAAAGCGAUUUGGGUUGUACAUGCGGUUGCUCGUAAGUGCGGCUAAUUUCUCCGAGACGAUGUUACUGACCGGAGUGAUGUUGUACGCUCCUGCGUUAGCCCUCGAGGCUACUACAGGCUUGUCUAGUACCAUGAGUAUUUUGGUACUCGCUGUAAUCUGUACCUUCUAUUCCACGUUGGGUGGGAUUAAAGCGGUUUUGAUUACUGACAUCUUUCAAGGCUUGCUCAUGUUAGUUGCUCUCUCCGUCAUCAUCUUUAUUGUCACCCAGAACAUCGAUGGAGGAAUCGGUGCCAUUUGGCGUAUCGCGCAAGAGGGAGGUCGUUUAAAUUUCUCUGAAGUGUCUUUAGACCCAACUGUGCAAUACACAUGGUGGAGUCUUUUGGUUGGAGGAGGAUCAAUAGGUCUAGCCUAUCUUGCGGUGAAUCAGGUGCAAGUUCAACGUUUAAUGACUGUUAAGAACGUUAAAGUGGCCACGAAUGCGCUAUUUCUGUGUGGUCCAUUCAUCUUACUGGUAGGCUUUUUAACAUGCUUUGCUGGAAUAGCCAUUUACGCGGUCUACAAAGAUUGCGAUCCCGUUGUCUCUGGAAAAAUUUCGACUUACGACAAAAUAUUGCCUUACUUCACUGUGGAGAAAUUGCCACCUGGAUUGGUUGGUCUUAUCGUUUCCGGUGUCUUCAGCGCCAGUCUGAGUACGAUUUCCGCUAUGAUGAAUUCAUUAGCUGCGGUAGCGCUCGAAGAUUAUGUGAAGCCACUGCAUCGAAAAUUUGGGGUGGAUUUUACUGACAAAAAGGCCACUUUCACAGCCAAGGCUCUUACCGUUUUAAAUGGCAUUAUUUGCGUGUUCUUAGCGUUGAUAGCGAAGACAAUGGGCACGUUAGUCGCCGUUGCCUUUAGCUUUCAUGGAGCUAUCGGUGGACCAAUUUUAGGGAUUUUUACUCUCGGAAUGUUCAGUGAGAGGGCUAACGAAACGGGAACUAUUAUUGGCAUGAUUACGGCGUUAAUCGUCUGCUUGUGGGCUACUUUCGGAAGACCUAAACCACCAAUUUCAAAUUUACCGGUGACGAUCGAAGGUUGCGCGAAUUCUACAGUACUGAUGCUUGCCGAACAAAUAAAAUUUAAUAGUACUGUGCAACCAGAUCAGUCGUACUUCUAUUUGUAUCGCAUCUCCUAUCUCUGGUAUAACCCUAUAGGACUGACAAUUACUCUAAUAGUCGGAUACGUGGCGAGUAUCAUAGUUCGGCUAAUCCAAGGCGGAAACGAUAUCGAACAUGAUCCAAGUUUGUUUGUACCAUUCCUGGCUGCCAGAAUCAGACGGCGACGCCAGGACGCACAGAAAACUACGAAUAGUCAACUCUUCGUUUUAGAACCUAUAAGAUGAGCUUAUUUUAUAAUUAAACAAUUCGUAAUUAUUAGAUUACAUUAUCUCGUCAAAUCAAUUGACAGGAUAAUCCAAUGAUACUAUAAGAAUAAUGACUGACCAUUGUAAAUAAAGUUAUUUAAAACUUAUUAUGAUAUUCAGUCGAUGUUUAGUUGAUUAAUUUGUUUUUAUUUAAACGGAUAUAGUAGAUAUACAUAUAUAUAU
Messenger RNA from Temnothorax curvispinosus, 2107 nucleotides. RefSeq names its product putative sodium-dependent multivitamin transporter. Gene Ontology annotation, molecular function: symporter activity. Gene Ontology annotation, cellular component: membrane. The record is from RefSeq and is a predicted model, not a curated record. Lineage: Eukaryota; Metazoa; Arthropoda; Insecta; Hymenoptera; Formicidae. Bases 161 to 1903 code for a protein of 580 amino acids. The transcript is spliced from 7 exons. Gene Ontology annotation, biological process: sodium ion transport; transmembrane transport.